Hemibagrus wyckioides is the source of this 1247-nucleotide messenger RNA. It is a transcript of the gene tmem120ab, whose product is annotated as transmembrane protein 120Ab. Gene Ontology annotation, biological process: fat cell differentiation. NCBI's taxonomy places the organism in Eukaryota, Metazoa, Chordata, Actinopteri, Siluriformes, Bagridae. The transcript has 12 exons. The coding region runs from base 158 to 1180 and encodes 340 amino acids. The record is from RefSeq and is a predicted model, not a curated record. Gene Ontology annotation, cellular component: membrane.
UUUAUUACAUUCACUGAAGCUGGUUUAUCCAGAACUACUCUGGGGAGAAAUCAGGCUUUGGAAAGGUUCAUCCAGAACAAUAAUUUAAUUGACUAUUGAUCAGAUUUUACCUGGUUGUUCUUUGCCAUCAUCUCUGAGCCAUUUGAAAAAGGUUCAGAUGUCUUCCAAACUCAGUGCCAUCCUACAAGAAUGGGAGAGUCUGGAAAAGGAUUUCCAACAACUCCAGGAGACCCAUCGGCUUUACAUGCAGAAGCUGGAUGAAGUCUCCAAGCUCCAGAACAGCUUUAGUGCCUCUAUAUCUCGCCAGAGGAAGUGCUUAAAGGACAUGUCCCAUUCUCUACAGACAUUCAGUAAAGGAUUAACAGAAGAAGAAGCAAAACGUGUGGAAGGAAUUAAGGGACACCUUCGGGAAAGACCUGCCAUUUUCCUUCAGAUGGAAUCUUUCCUUCCUAAGAAAAAUGGGUUAUAUCUCAGUCUCGUGCUUGGGAAUGUGAACGUCAAUCUUCUAAGCAAGCAGUCAAAGAGUGCCUACAAAGAUGAAUAUGAGACUUUUAAGCUGUAUUCGACUACAGUCCUGCUCCUGAUGGGGUUCGUCUGUCAGUUUUUAGUCAGCUACAGAUUUGUGGACACACUGCUGAACUUCCUCUUGGUCUGGUACUACUGCACUUUAACAAUUCGUGAGAGCAUCCUCAUCAGCAAUGGGUCCAGGAUUAAAGGCUGGUGGGUUUUCCAUCACUACAUCUCAACCUUUCUAUCUGGGAUCAUGUUGACUUGGCCUGAUGGUGAGCUGUAUCAGAUGUUCAGGAACCAGUUCCUCGCCUACUGCUUGUAUCAAAGCUUUGUACAACUUCUUCAGUACUACUAUCAGAGUGGAUGUCUUUAUAGACUGAAGGCUUUAGGAGAAAGACACAAUAUGGAUUUGACAGUAGAAGGAUUUCAGUCAUGGAUGUGGCGAGGGUUGACCUUUCUGCUGCCCUUUCUAUUCUUUGGUCAUUUCUGGCAGCUAUUCAAUGGUAUCUCCCUGUUCAGAAUGGCUCGACUUCCUGAGUGUAAAGAAUGGCAGGUCUCUGUGUGUGGAAUUUGCUUCUUGGUUUUAUUUACAGGCAACUUCUUCACUACCCUUGCCGUGGUGCGUCACAAGCUGAAAAACACGAGCCAUGGGAAAAGCAAGAAUUCAUGAACUUUAUUAAGGUCCAUAAUUCAUGACUCAAAACUCUGGAUUUUUGUUGUAACAGUACCACUUUGUU